This is a messenger RNA of Mycosarcoma maydis (corn smut), 3597 nucleotides long. RefSeq lists its product as uncharacterized. Gene Ontology annotation, molecular function: phosphatidylinositol-4,5-bisphosphate binding. Lineage: Eukaryota; Fungi; Basidiomycota; Ustilaginomycetes; Ustilaginales. Gene Ontology annotation, biological process: Golgi to plasma membrane transport; exocytosis. The record is from RefSeq and is a predicted model, not a curated record. Gene Ontology annotation, cellular component: exocyst; plasma membrane. The coding region runs from base 1 to 3597 and encodes 1198 amino acids. The transcript has a single exon.
AUGUCUUUAUCGUCGCAACCCAAUGGGGGCGGUGGCGCAUCCGCCGCAGCGGCCGCUGCCGCUGCUGCCAACAAGACCAAAGACCUCUUCAACGCAGCUCUGCAAACACGCAACCCAAACAACGCCUACAUUGCGCAUCUCAAGAUCUGGGAAGAGGUGGCUGCCGAAGACGGAAGCGCUACCGUCAUUGCUGCAGCUUCUCGCGCGACAAAAAAGGCAAGAUACCUCAUCUUGGCUGUUCAAAAAGACACAGGCAGGGUUACCAUCAACAAGGCCAAGCGCAACGCCAACGGUAGCUUCAGCAUCGGCAAGGACUGGGACCUCAACACCCUCCGGCAAGUCCAUGUGAUCCAGCCAGACAUUUUCAGCAUUACUCUGAGUCGUCCGUAUCAGUGGCAGACGCAGCAGCCGGUCGAACAGCAGCUGUUCUUGCAAAGCUUGGUCAAGGUUUAUCGCAAGUAUACCCAGGAUGACGGGCCCAGGCUCGUCGGUAUCGAUGUACCGCUUUCCUCGAAUUCGGCUGCAGCAGUGGUCGCGGACUCUGCCAACCUAUCAGAUCGGCCGUCUUCUGGGUAUCGUACUGACAAUUCACAGCCUACCUCGAGCGCUACAGCAACAGCAUCGAACCGAGCAGCUGUAGUAGAGUCCAUUCCAGCACCUGCCAUCAACACGUCGGCGCUACCCAAGAUCUCUGGAGACAAUGGUGCUUCUCCUACUCACAGCUAUGGAAGUAAUGUCGUCAACAACCGCGACGGGAGAGGAUCGCCAAGCUCUGGCGUGCAGCCCAUCAAGAGCAAACGCGAAGGUGGACUCCAACCCAGUCCGCUCAGCCGAACCGUACAACUUCCAUCUCGUCCCACAACCGACUUGCAGAAAUCUGCAGCAACAGACGCCUCGACAGCGCCACUGCAACAGACGUCGAGAGCGGCCACAUUAGCUGUACCGAAACAUCCGCCACCACGCAAGAACAGUGCAGAUUCUGUCUCCAUCAAGAGUGGCAGCAGCGGAGGUCUAGCAGGAGGUGGAGGCGAUGCCAGAGCGCGGCUUAGCUCUAUUGAACCUAUCCGAGGUGGCGCUGCCUACGAACGCAUGCUCCUAGCUGGCACAGGUCUCACCGGUGUCACCGAAGUCGACGAUUACGACGAAGCAGCAGAUCAAGACGAAGAUCCAUACGGAGGCGCUGUUCUGGCUGACAAAGAUGCGGAUCCCGAUGCAUCUUUCACCUCAAAGCGUGCUACUUUGGGCCGACCGGCCAUCGCACGUCUGGAGACCGACAAGACCAAGCUCGGCGAAAGGCCAAAGAACAACGACGCUCUCGACGAAGAUGAGGACGAAAACUCCACCCUAGUCGCAGUGGAAGAGAUGCUUGAAGGUCUCGAAUGGCGCAACGCAAGUGCGAAAGGCUACGGUAUCGCAUCGGGCAAAGGUACUGCCGACAUGAUCGAGGCGCGCCUUCUGGACGAGCUCUCGGCGCUUGAAGCGGCCAAUAUUUUCGCCAUCAUCGAAUCGGAUGACCGCGUGGCGCUGGUUGUCAAACACAUGGAAGAGGCACUGGCCGACUUGGAUAUGAUGGACAGCAUGAUCGCCGGCUUCAAAGUGCAGCUCAACGCUCGAGCUGACGACAUCUCGCACAUCGAAUCGCAGAACCGAGGUUUGCAGGUACAGACAUCGAAUCAGCGCACACUGAUGGCCGAGAUCGAGAUGCUGAUCAAUACGAUCAAUGUCGACGAGGACGCGAUUCACAGUCUCACUGCAGGCCGGCUGGAAAGCCCGGAAGGGGUCGCUCAACUCGAGAUGGCUGCAGCUUCACUCUACAAGUCAAUGUUGCAAGCGCGUAGAGAUGGCGACGGUGGAGGUGCCGAUAUGGCGGCUGCCGCUGAGAGGCUUGCUGACCACGAGGCCAUCUCUUCGCGGUUCUGCAAGCGUGUGCUCGACUACCUUAACGUCACCUUUCACGCAGAGACGCAGCGACUUUUGGCGGAUCCUUCGCGUCAGAUGGCCUUGCAACCACCUCAUCCGUCGCUACGUGACCAUGCUCCUAUGGAGGAAGUCCUCGGCCAGUACUGUGGUCUACUGCUGUACAUGAGGGAAGUUUCUUCCGCCACCUUCUCUCGCGUCUCAGCGGCGUACUUUGCCUCAGCAAGCGAAUGCUACCGCACCGAGAUGCAGCAGCUUUUCUCGGCGUACCGUAAACAGUUGCGCAAAGCGAGCGACGAAGACAUGGUCGAAUCGAGCUUUGUCGUUCCGACUUCCACCGGGGUUGGCACGUCCGCGAUUCGAAGCGGCACCAUCCGUCGCACACAGCGCGACAAAUCCAGCCGUGGCGCUCGAGACCGCGGCGACGUCUCUGGCCAAGACAGUCUGCAGCGGAUUCUCUCAUGCAUCUUCCCUGUCUUACUACGCGAACAGAGCUUCAUCUCGGAUUUCUUACACAUCAACGACAACAACAUCACAUUUGCGGAUUACAUGGAUCUCGAGCCGUACUUCCGACGGCGGGCAGCGGGGAUGUUCACCUCGUCCAGCGGACCAUUGCGCGAGAUGAAGGGGGCUAUGGACUUGAUCUUUGGCUUCGUUGCUCCGGAACUGCAGGCUUUCACCGACGACGCAUUGGCCAAGGAUCGCAUGUCAAUCGUCGGAUUGCUCGCUACGCUCGAUCGAGGCAUCAUGGAAGCUGAAGAAGUUUCGUGCGAAUCUCUUCAAAAAGUGCUGGCAAAGCUGCAUUUGCGGCUGGCGUCGCAAUUGGAGCGCUUGGUGCAAGAACAGAUCAAGGGCAUCGAACAGACAAAGUUGACUGUCAAGAAGCGCAAGGGGGUGGUGCACUUUAUGCGCGUCUUCCCGGUGUUUGUCGAGCGCGUCGAGGCGCAGUUGGUGAAUGCAGAGACUCUCAAUAUUCGAACUGCGGUGGACGGAUACUACGUGCAGAUUUGCGGCGCCAUGUUUGAGGCGCUACAGACAAUUUCUCGCGUGGAAAGCGUCGGGGCGGUGGAUGAAGACAAAGGGCAGCUCAACCACCUGGUUAUCCUUAUCGAAAACAUGUGGUAUUUCAUCUCGGAGAUCAACCGACUGACUUUGCGCGGGGCGAAUCCAUCCGGCUGUCUUUCCGCGCUCGUCAAGCGCGCAGAGAGCAUCUAUGGCGAUUCGCUGACGAGCUAUACGCAGUUUGUGCUGCGCCGAUCGUUGGCCAAGAUGAUGGACUUUGGAGAGGGGAUCGACACGCUAUUGAAAAAUACGCCUGCUAGCGAGGUGUGUUUGCAUUCGGCGUUUAGUAAGGGGGCGUUCAAGAAGCUGUGCAAAGAUUAUACGGCCAAGGAUACGAGAAAGGCGGUUGAGGCGUUGGCAAAGAGGGUGGCCAAGCAUUUCGAUGACGACGAUGUGCCGGGCGUCACUGCUGUGGAAGGUGGAGCGGGUCGAGUCGAGCAGGAUGUCGAGGUUCUCGCUCGCGUUUGGUCGAGUUGCGAACAGGGCUACAUUAGAGAGUUCCAGCGUAUCGCUAGGAUCGGCCAGGAGUGCUACCCGGAUCUGGCUGGUGCCAGUCUCGAGUUGGGCGCAAACGAGUUGAGGAGAUUGUUUGCUAGUUUGGCUCCCAAACGUCGAUGA